Molecule: messenger RNA, 12052 nt
Organism: Nelumbo nucifera (sacred lotus)
Lineage: Eukaryota; Viridiplantae; Streptophyta; Magnoliopsida; Proteales; Nelumbonaceae
Product: protein SPIRRIG-like
Molecular function (GO): protein binding
Source: RefSeq, a predicted model, not a curated record
ACAAGGCGCGGGGGAUCGUCCGAAAAUUGGCAGCGCUGCCUCUCUCUCCCCCUCUCUCUCUCCCCUUCACCUUUCUUUCUCAACGGAAGUCGCGUUUUGUUAGCAAAAAUCUUCUUUUCAGUAAGAAAAAUAAAAGAAAUUUGGAAAAAAAGGCAGCUGAAGAAGAAAAAUGUUAGAGUAGCAAAACACGAGAAAGUAGAUCUUGCUUCUCUUAAUCUUUGAUCCAUUUGGACGGGAUCAGUUCGAUCUGUUCUUCAAGAACUCGGAUUAAUCUAUUUCAGUGUACUGUUUGGGAUUUUUUAGUGAAGAAAUUGGGGUAAUAUAUGGAGCUCUGAGAUCGUUCUGGAUCGUGCUGGUAGGUCGGGAUCUACGGCGCUUAUUGGAAGUGGGGAUGUAUCGGAUGACGACCUUCCUUGGAUGACAACUUCACAUGUUUCAAUCAUCUCGGAAAACGAUGAAAUGGGUUACAUUGCUUAAGGACUUCAAAGAGAAAGUUGGGCUAUCGCAAUAUCCUUCUGCAUCUUCGUCUUCAACCGCAGCUACUGACAGUGGAGGAGCUGUACCGUCGGCCAAACAUGAACUCGUUUCAUCGUCCUCGUCUCCUGGAAGAGACAAGCAUGAACUGGAGUCAGACUUCAAGAGAUUCUGGGAAGAGUUCAGAUCAUCCAGCUCGGAAAAGGAGAAAGAAGUGGCACUGAACAUGGCUGUAUAUGUUUUCUGUAGAUUAGCGAAACAAUACACAAAUAUAGCUCAAUUAGUUAGCAUAUUAGUUGAAACACACAUAUUCUCUUUUGUUGUGGGAAGAGCAUUUGUAACAGAUAUUGAGAAAUUGAAAAUCAGUAACAAGACAAGAUCAUUGGAUGUUGGGACAGUCUUGAGGUUUUUCUCAGAAGUCACAAAGGAUGACAUUUGUCCCGGUUCAAAUUUGUUACAUGCAGUUGAAGUCCUUGUAUCUGGGACCAUUGACAAACAAUCUCUCCUUGAUUCUGGGAUACUGUGCUGUCUUAUUCAUAUUCUCAAUGCACUUCUUAGCCUGGAUGAGGCGAGCCAAAGGAAAAUAGCAUCCAACUCAGAAGAAUCAAGGUCAGUUGCAAAAGGCCAUGAUGGGGAGGAUGUCACACAUGUUCGUAGGCUUGAGAUAGAGGGAACUAUUGUGCAUAUUAUGAAAGCAUUGGCCAGCCAUCCUUCAGCUGCACAGAGUUUAAUUGAGGAUGAUUCGCUUCAAUUACUGUUUCAGAUGGUUGCUACUGGCUCUUUGACUGUUUUUUCUCGAUUUAAAGAGGGCCUUAUUCCCUUGCACACCAUUCAACUUCAUCGACAUGCCAUGCAGAUACUUGGUCUUCUUUUGGUUAAUGACAAUGGAAGCACAUCAAAGUACAUACGUAAACAUCAUCUGAUAAAAGUUCUUUUAAUGGCUGUCAAGGAUUUUAAUCCUGAAAGUGGUGACUCUGCAUACACCAUGGGAAUUGUAGACUUGUUACUUGAAUGUGUGGAAUUGUCAUACAGAUCUGAGGCUGGUGGGAUCAGGCUCAGGGAGGAUAUACAUAAUGCCCAUGGAUAUCAGUUUCUUGUUCAGUUUGCUUUGAUUCUUUCUACCUUGCAGAGAGAUCAGGGCACUGAAUCUAAUUAUUCAACCUGCUCUUCCGAGGAAAGUUUUGUUUCAGAUGGUAAUGGUACAUCUUACAUUGUAGGAAGACAAGAUUCAACAGGUAAAGGUGGGGAAACCUCACAACAGCAGCUUUCUCCAUCGCUUUCCCGGUUGCUUGAUGUUAUUGUCAAUUUAGCUCAAACUGGUCCAGCUGAACCCACUGUAUCAGUUGGAAAAGGCUCCAAGUCUUCUCAUGGCAAGGCAAGUGGCCAUGGAAAAAGUCAUACUUCAUCUUCUGAUCAACUCAGUGAAGAAAUUUGGGAGAAGGCUAAUACUAAAGUUAAAGAUCUUGAAGCAAUCCAAAUGUUGCAGGAUAUUUUCCUCAAAGCUAAUAGCAUAGAACUGCAAGCAGAGGUUUUGAGUAGAAUGUUUAAGAUAUUUUCAAGUCACCUUGAGAACUACAAGUUGUGCCAGCAAUUACGGACAGUGCCUCUUUUCAUCCUAAAUAUGGCAGGCUUUCCUUCAUCAUUGCAGGAGAUAAUUCUGAAGAUUCUGGAAUAUGCUGUUACUGUUGUUAAUUGUGUUCCUGAACAAGAAUUGCUUUCACUUUGCUGCUUAUUGCAGCAACCAAUAACAUCUGAGUUAAAACAUACUAUUCUUUCUUUCUUUGUAAAAUUAUUAUCAUUUGAUCAGCAGUAUAAGAAAGUUCUGCGAGAAGUUGGUGUUCUGGAAGUUCUCAUAGAUGACCUGAAACAACACAAACUUUUUUCUGGCUCAGAUCAGAAUAAUAGAAGCCCCAAUCAACUGGAGAGGAAGUCCAGCUCAAGCAGCUUCAAGAAACACAUGGACAGUAAGGAUGCUAUCAUUUCCUCUCCCAAACUAAUGGAAUCCUGUCCUGGAGAGUUCUCACUUUUCGAAACUGAGAGUACAAUUACUGUUGCUUGGGAUUGUAUGGUCUCUCUAUUGAAGAAAGCCGAAGCCAGUCAGUCACCAUUCCGAUUAUCUCAUGGUGUGACAAUUGUUCUCCCAUUUUUAGUAUCUGAUAUUCACCGUUCAGGAGUUCUCCGGAUAUUAUCCUGUUUAAUUAUUGAAGAUGUUACACAGGCUCAUCCAGAAGAAUUAGGUGCACUGGUUGAUGUUUUAAAAAGUGGGAUGGUUACAAGUGUAUCUGGAUCCCAGUUUAAGCUUCAAGAUGAUGCAAAAUGUGAUACUUUGGGAGCUUUGUGGCGCAUCUUGGGAGUAAAUAAUUCAGCUCAAAGGGUCUUUGGUGAAGCUACUGGAUUUUCUCUUCUACUAACUACACUCCAUAGUUUCCAGAGUGAUGGUGAACAGACAAAUGGCCAAUCUUCUUUACUGGCUCACAUGAAGGUUUUUACAUUUUUACUGCGAGCUGUGACAGCUGGAGUGUGUGGUAAUGCUAUCAACAGGACAAGGCUACAUGUUGUUAUAUCUUCUCAAACCUUUUAUGAUCUUUUGACUGAGUCUGGUUUGCUAUGCGUGGAUUGUGAAAGACAAAUAAUCCAAUUGCUUCUAGAACUUGCUCUUGAGAUUGUGCUUCCACCAUACUCUGGCUUAAUGUCAGAGAAUGCUCCAUCAUCUGAAAUGAUUGAAGCUGGAUCAGCUAGUUUUCUUUUAAGUGUUUUGCCAGGUUCUUUUAGUCCUGAGAAGGAACGGGUGUAUAAUGCUGGUGCCAUAGGAGUUCUCAUCAGGUCUUUGCUACUCUUUACUCCAAAGGCACAGCUAGAACUUCUAAGCUUCAUUAAAAAGCUUGCUCAUGCUGGUCCCUUCAAUCAGGAAAAUCUGACAUCUGUAGGUUGUGUAGGACUUCUUCUGGAGACAGUCAGACCAUUUAUGAUGAGAUCAUCACCAUUAGUUUCCCAUGCAUUGCAGAUUGUUGAAGUGCUUGGGGCAUACAGGUUGUCAUCAGCAGAGCUUCGAAUACUUGUUAGAUAUAUUUUGCAAAGCAAGAUGAUGAGUUCAGGUAAUAUUCUUGUUGAAAUGAUGGAGAGGUUAAUUCAAAUGGAAGACAUGGCCUCAGGAAAUGUUUCUUUGUCACCAUUUGUUGAGAUGGAUAUGGGUAAGAUUGGGCAUGCUUCUGUUCAAGUAUCUUUAGGAGAAAGAUCAUGGCCUCCUGUUGCUGGUUAUUCAUUUGUCUGUUGGUUUCAGCAUCAGAAUUUCUUGAAAGUACAGGCAAAGGAACAAGAAAAUCCUUCCCGCAGUGGCCCUUCUAAAAAGAGGAGUUCCUCUGGUGGGCAGCAAUCUAGCAGAAAUGUUCUACGGAUCUUUUCAGUCGGUGCAGUGGAUGAUGGCAACACAUUCUAUGCAGAACUUUACCUUCAAGAUGAUGGCGUUUUAACUCUUGCAACCAGCAACUCCUGCUCUUUAUCUUUUUCUGGGUUAGAGUUGGAGCAAGGUAGGUGGCAUCACCUUGCAGUUGUGCAUAGUAAACCCAAUGCUUUGGCUGGACUUUUCCAAGCUAGUAUUGCAUAUGUCUAUAUAAAUGGGAAGCUAAGACACACAGGAAAGCUAGGGUAUUCACCAUCUCCAGUUGGAAAAUCAUUGCAAGUGACCAUUGGGACACCAGCUACUUGUGCAAAAGUUAGUGAAUUUUCCUGGAGGCUCCGCUGCGGUUAUCUUUUUGAGGAGGUGUUGACGUCAGGUGGCAUUUGCUUAAUGUAUAUUCUAGGUAGAGGAUAUAGAGGGCUCUUCCAAGAUACGGAUCUUUUGCAAUUUGUUCCUAACCAGGCUUGUGGUGGGGGUAGUAUGGCCAUCUUGGAUUCGUUGGACAAUGAGUCACCUUUGGCAUCGAACAGACUUGACAGUGCAGCCAAACAAGGGAACCUGAAGUCGGAUGGUAGUGGGGUUGUUUGGGACUUGGACAGACUUGGAAACCUCUCACUGCAGAUCUCUGGGAAGAAGCUUAUAUUUGCAUUUGAUGGAACAUCCUCAGACACUUCAAGAGCAGCUGGAACUCUAUCUAUGGUCAAUCUAGUUGAUCCACUGUCAGCUGCUGCUUCUCCUAUUGGCGGUAUACCACGAUAUGGUCGUCUUCAUGGGGAUAUUUACAUCUGUAGGCAAUGUGUGAUUGGUGAUAGCAUACAAAUGGUUGGUGGGAUGGCUGUUGUCCUAGCCCUUGUUGAAGCUGCUGAAACUAGGGAUAUGUUGCACAUGGCCCUAAAGUUACUUCAUUGUGCACUUCAUCAGAACCCUCGGAAUGUGUGGGAUAUGCAAGCCUAUAGAGGAUAUCAUUUGCUUGCUCUUUUUCUGCAUCAUAGAAUGUCAUUAUUUGACAUGCAGUGUCUUGAGAUUUUUUUCCAGAUUGCUGCCUGUGAGGCUUCAUUCUCUGAACCACAGAAGCUGCAAGAUAAUCAUCUUAAUGCUUCCCUGGGUGUAGGUAUUCAGGAAGCAAGCUAUGAAGAUCUUUCUUUAUCAAGGUUUUCUGAUGAAGGUUCCUCAGUUGGAUCCCAUGGAGAUUUGGAUGAUUUUUCUGGACAAAAAGAUUAUUCAUUCAGCCAUAUCUCAGAGCUUGAAAAUGCAGAUAUGCCUACAGAGAUAUCAAAUUGUAUUGUUUUGUCCAAUGCGGAUAUGGUUGAACAUGUCUUACUGGAUUGGACUUUGUGGGUGACAUCUCCUAUUCCAAUUCAAAUUGCUCUACUUGGAUUUCUUGAGCGUCUGGUAUCUAUGCAUUGGUACAGAAAUCAUAAUCUUACUGUCUUGCGCCGAAUCAAUCUUGUCCAACAUUUAUUAGUGACUUUGCAAAGAGGUGAUGUGGAAGUUCCUGUCUUAGAGAAACUAGUUAUAUUGCUUGGAGUUAUUUUAGAGGAUGGCUUUUUGGCUUCUGAACUGGAAUAUGUGGUCAAGUUUGUUAUUAUGACAUUUGAUCCCCUUGAACUAAGACCACGUCAUCAAAUUGUUCGGGAGUCAAUGGGGAAACAUGUUAUUGUACGAAAUAUGUUACUGGAGAUGCUUAUUGAUUUACAAGUUACAAUAACUUCUGAAGAUUUGGUUGAACAAUGGCACAAGAUUGUCUCAUCCAAGUUAAUAACAUGUUUUCUUGAUGAAGCCGUUCAUCCUACCAGUAUGAGAUGGAUCGUGACUCUUCUUGGUGUUUGUCUUGCUUCUUCUCCUACAUUUUCACUUAAGUUUCGUACAAGUGGAGGUUAUAGUGAAUUGGCGCGUGUACUUCCAAGCUUCUUUGAUUCCCCAGAAAUAUACUACGUUCUCUUUUGUCUAAUAUUUGGCAAGACUGUUUAUCCAAGAUUACCGGAAGUCCGCAUGUUAGACUUCCAUGCUCUUAUGCCAAAUGAUGGUAGUUCUGUAGAAUUGAAGUUUGUGGAGCUUUUGGAAUCUGUUAUUGCAAUGGCAAAAUCUACAUUUGAUAGGUUAAGCAUGCAGGCAAUGGCUGCUCACCAAAUGGGCAACCUUUCACAAGUUAGUGCUAGCCUUGUGGCUGAGCUUGCAGAAGAAACAACAGAUAUGGCAGGAGAUCUUCAGGGUGAGGCUCUAAUGCAUAAAACAUAUGCAGCACGUCUAAUGGGUGGAGAGGCAGCGUCUCCUGCAGCUGCAACAGCAGUCCUGAGAUUUAUGGUUGAUCUGGCGAAAAUGUGCCCUCCUUUCUCUGCUGUAUGUAGACGAGCGGAAUUUCUUGAAAGUUGCAUAGAUCUGUACUUUUCUUGUGUAAGAGCUGCUUGUGCGGUGAAGAUGGCAAAGGACCUCUCAGUAGGAACAGAAGACAAAAACUUAAUUGAUGCUGAUGAUACCCACAGUUCUCAGAAUACAUUCUCCAGUUUGCCUCAUGAACAUGAAAAGUCUGCCAAAACAUCCAUAAGUGUUGGAAGUUUUCCUCCAGGGCAGGAAAGCUCAGGUUCUGAAGAUACUCAUGGGUCCCAAAGCUUUUUGGUCAGUGAUAAGACAGAGGAAAAGGAUAUCUUACUGCAUGAGGAAUCAAACAAGCCACUUCAGGGAGAAGAUGCUAUGGCUGUUCAUAAUUUUGAUGGUGAAAGUCUUGACAAGAUAUCUAUGGUCACCUCCAGCACCAAUGGAAUUAAUUUCCCCAGCAUAAAUGGGACACAAGAUUCUCUCCAUCCAUUAACUAUUCCUGAUUCUCCUGCUUUAUCUGAGAAGUCUAAUCCCAUUACUCCAUUCACACCAUCUCCAUCCCCAAUGGUUGCAUUGACAUCAUGGCUUGGCAGCACAGGAAGUAAUGAAGUAAUAACUCCAUUAGUUGCCACUCCAUCCAUAAAAUCGUCUGUGUCCAUGAGUGAAUUUGAUGCAUUUCAAGAUUUGAAGUCCAGUUCUCAGCCACUAUCUUCCAUAAACACGUUUUUAUCUGUUAAUCCAGAAUUUCUUCUUGAAAUGGAUGAUUCUGGUUAUGGUGGUGGUCCAUGUUCUGCUGGAGCUACUGCUGUUUUAGAUUUCAUGGGAGAAGUUCUUGCUGAUAUUGUGACAGAGCAAAUGAAAGCAACACAGGUCAUAGAAAGCAUUUUAGAAACUGUUCCAUUGUAUGUGGAUGCAGAAUCUGUGUUGGUUUUUCAAGGUCUAUGCCUAAGUAGACUGAUGAAUUUCCUUGAAAGGCGCCUCUUGCGUGAUGACGAGGAAAAUGAGAAAAAGCUAGAUCGAAGUCGGUGGUCUAUAAACUUGGAUACAUUAUGUUGGAUGAUAGUGGAUCGUGUGUACAUGGGUGCAUUUCGUUGUCCAGGUGGUAUAUUGGGAACCCUGGAAUUCUUACUAUCCAUGUUACAGUUAGCUAACAAGGAUGGACGAAUUGAAGAAGCAGCGCCUACAGGAAAAGGUCUUCUAUCCAUCACAAGAGCAAGCAGGCAACUUGAUACAUAUAUCUGUGCACUUCUUAAAAAUACGAAUCGUAUGAUAAUGUACUGUUUCCUGCCAUCAUUCUUAGUGACCAUUGGGGAAGUUGAUCUUCUUUCAUGCUUAGGCUUGCAGCUAGAACCUAAGAAGAGUUUAUCCUCAAGUCCUUCACAAGAGGAGUCAGGGAUUGACAUAUGUACAGUCUUACAGUUAUUAGUUGCUCAUAAAAGAAUUCUAUUCUGUCCCAGCAAUAUUGAUACUGAUCUAAAUUGUUGUCUUUGUAUAAAUUUAAUCUCUCUUCUGCGUGAACAAAGGCAAAAUGUACGCAACAUGGCCAUGGAUGUUUUCAAAUAUAUGCUGGUGCAUCGUCGGGCUGCAUUAGAGGAAUUGCUUGUAUCUAAAUCAAAGCAAGGACAGAAUUUUGAUGUCCUUCAUGGUGGUUUUGACAAACUAUUGACUGGGAGUUCGUCAGUGUUCUUUCAAUGGCUUCAGAAUUCUGACCAUGUGAUCAAUAAAGUGUUGGAACAAUGUGCUACUAUUAUGUGGGUGCAGUAUAUUUCUGGAUCAGGAAAGUUCCCUGGGGUGAGAAUAAAAGGCAUGGAGGGUCGUCGUAAGAGAGAGAUGGCAAGAAGAUCAAGGGAUACAUCAAAGUUAGACAUAAGACACUGGGAACAGGUGAAUGAACGGCGUUAUGCACUUGAAUUGGUUCGUGAUGCAAUGUCAACUGAGCUGAGAGUUGUUCGCCAAGAUAAAUAUGGUUGGGUUCUUCAUGCUGAGAGUGAAUGGCAAACUCAUCUCCAACAACUAGUACAUGAGAGAGGAGUAUUCCCAAUGCGGAAAUCUACCUCAUCUGAAGAACCUGAAUGGCAGCUUUGUCCCAUUGAAGGGCCUUAUCGAAUGCGCAAAAAACUUGAGCGCUGCAAAAUGAAAAUUGACACAAUUCAGAAUGUUCUUGAUGAAAACUUUGAUUUGGGGGAAGCAGAGCUAUCCAAAAGGAAAAUUAAGAAUGAUCUGGAUGAAACUGAUUCUGGUUCAUUUUUUAAUCUCUCUUCUGAUGGUGAGAAAGAAAAGUGCUUUGAUGGUGGUGAGUACAUUGAAUCAUUUUUCAAAGAAACAGACAAUACCAAAGAAGGAGACAUAACGUCUGCUGUCCUUGGGUUUCAUGAUGACCGGGCUAGCAGUAUAAAUGAAUCAAGUCUUCACUCUGCCCUUGAGUUUGGUGUCAAGUCCAGUGCUGUUUCUAUCCCAAUAACAGAGAGCUUUCAUGGAAAAUCUGAUUUUGGUUCUCCAAGGCAGUCCACAUCCACUAAAAUUGAUGAGACAAAAGCUACAGAUGAUAAAUUGGAUAAGGAAUUGCAUGACAAUGGUGAAUAUCUAAUUAGACCUUACCUUGAACCUCUUGAAAAGAUACGUUUCAGAUAUAACUGUGAGCGUGUUGUAGGCCUUGACAAGCAUGAUGGUAUAUUUCUGAUAGGGGAACUUUGUUUGUAUGUUAUUGAGAAUUUCUACAUUGAUAACUCUGGUUGUAUAUGUGAAAAGGAAUGCGAGGAUGAACUUUCUGUGAUUGAUCAGGCUUUGGGUGUGAAGAAGGAUGUUACUGGGAGUUCAGAUUUCCAAUUAAAGUCACCUUCUUCAUGGAAUCAAACUGUCAAGGCAUGGGUUGGGGGAAGAGCAUGGGCAUACAAUGGUGGUGCUUGGGGAAAGGAGAAAGUGUGUAGUAGUGGUAAUCUGCCUCAUCCUUGGCGUAUGUGGAAGCUCAAUAGUGUUCAUGAGCUUUUGAAACGUGAUUACCAGUUGCGUCCUGUUGCUAUUGAGAUAUUCAGCAUGGAUGGAUGUAAUGAUCUUCUAGUCUUCCAUAAAUGGGAGAGAGAGGAAGUGUUCAAAAAUUUGAUCUCCAUGAAUCUUCCAAGGAACAGAAUGCUAGACACAACUAUUUCAGGGUCAUCAAAACAAGAAGGGAAUGAGGGAAGUCGUCUUUUCAAGGUUAUGGCGAAGUCCUUCUCAAAGAGGUGGCAGAAUGGCGAAAUUAGCAAUUUCCAAUACCUCAUGUACCUCAACACUCUAGCAGGACGUGGAUAUAGUGAUCUUACACAGUAUCCAGUGUUCCCAUGGGUUCUUGCAGAUUAUGCGAGUGAAACUUUGAACUUGGAUGAUCCCAAAACAUUCCGUAAACUUGACAAGCCAAUGGGAUGCCAAACAGCUGAGGGGGAGGAAGAAUUCAAGAAAAGAUAUGAGAGCUGGGAUGACCCGGAUGUUCCAAAGUUUCACUAUGGUUCACAUUAUUCCAGUGCUGGAAUUGUGCUUUUCUAUCUUUUGCGUCUUCCACCAUUCAGUACAGAGAAUCAGAAACUACAAGGAGGUCAGUUUGACCAUGCAGACCGUCUUUUUAAUAGUGUAAGGGACACAUGGCUAAGUGCAGCAGGGAAGGGUAACACAUCAGACGUGAAAGAACUGAUUCCAGAAUUUUUUUACUUGCCAGAAUUCCUGGAAAAUCAGUUUAAUCUUAAUUUGGGGGAGAAACAGUCAGGAGAGAAGGUUGGUGAUGUUGUAUUGCCCCCAUGGGCCAAAGGUAGUGCCAGAGAGUUCAUCAGGAAGCACCGGCAAGCUUUGGAAUCAGAUUAUGUUUCAGAAAAUCUUCAUCACUGGAUAGACCUUAUCUUUGGAUAUAAGCAGAGAGGGAAGGCAGCUGAAGAUGCUGUGAAUGUUUUCUAUCAUUAUACAUAUGAAGGGAGUGUCGACAUAGACUCUGUUACAGACCCUGGUAUGAAAGCUUCCAUACUUGCACAGAUUAAUCAUUUUGGGCAGACACCAAAGCAGUUGUUCCUGAAACCCCAUGUGAAACGACGGACUGAUAGGAAGCUCCCUCCUCAUCCACUCCGACACUGUAACCAUCUUGUUCCAAAUGAAGUGCGCAAGAAUUCAUCUUCAAUAACGCAGAUUGUCAUGUUCCAUGAAAAGAUCCUUGUGGCUGGGGCAAAUAGCUUACUUAAACCCAGAACUUUCACCAAGUAUGUUGCAUGGGGUUUCCCUGAUCGUAGCUUGAGAUUUAUAAGCUAUGAUCAAGACAAACUCCUCUCUACACAUGAGAAUCUUCAUGGGGGCAACCAGAUUCAAUGUGCAGGAGCCAGUCAUGAUGGCCAAAUAUUGGUUACUGGUGCUGAUGAUGGGUUGGUAUGUGUUUGGAGAAUUAGCAAGGAUGGACCCCGUAGCCUGCAACGCUUGCUUUUGGAACGUGCACUUUGUGCUCAUACAGCCAAGGUCACAUGCAUGCAUGUAAGCCAGCCUUAUAUGCUGAUUGUGAGUGGUUCAGAUGAUUGUACUGUCAUUUUGUGGGAUCUCAGCAACUUGGUUUUUGUAAGGCAGCUAUCUGAAUUCCCUGCACCAAUUUCGGCCCUCUAUGUGAAUGACCUGACAGGAGAGAUUGUAGCAGCAGCAGGAGUUAUGCUUUCUGUAUGGAGCAUAAAUGGUGACUGCCUUGCAGUGGUCAAUACUUCCCAACUUCCAUCUGAUUUCAUUGUCUCAGUGACAAGUGCAACGUUCUCAGAUUGGUUGGAUACAAACUGGUAUGUAACUGGUCAUCAGAGUGGUGCUGUCAAGGUAUGGCACAUGGUACAUUGUUCUGAAGAGGCUAGCAGUCAAAGCAAGGCAGCCACCAAUUGGAUGGGAGUGUUGGGGCUGGGUGGCAAGGCGCCUGAGUAUAAGUUGGUCCUUCACAAGGUGCUCAAGUCUCAUAAAUUUCCUGUCACUGCUCUUCAUCUUACAAGUGACCAAAAGCAGUUGUUGAGCGGGGAUUCUGAUGGACACCUCCUAUCUUGGACUCUUCCAGUGGAGAGCUUGAGAGCUUCCAUUAAUCAGGGGUGAUAGGGUUAGCGAAACCCAGUUGGUAACUCCAGAUUUUGUUAUAAUUGAGAUAACUAUCGAUUCUUUAUGCAUAACUGUGAUUGGGGUUUGUCCUUGUCGAGGAAUUCUAUAUAUACAGGGAAGCAAAAACAGGACACCAGGGCUGGCGUGGAAAAAAGAGUUGAGAACAUCUGAACAUGGUGACAAGGAUGACAAACCUCCCUUUGAGUUUGGACACUUUCUGAAAAUAGACAAGCAUCAAAGGGGCAUGUGAUGAACACCAUGGUUUAGCUUUCUGGAUGAGAUGGUAAGAGGGGCAUGUUUUGGUGUACUUUAUUGGUCAGGGUUAUGGCUUCAUCUGCUGACACAUCAAGCUACAGGUUUUGGUGUAAAUAGGUGGUGACUAACAUGUUGUAUAGUGUGAUGAACGCUUGCUGGACGGUUGUUUCUGGCAAAAUGUCCGGCAGAGGUUCAUGCGAUGAACAAUAGCUGAUCGAGUGCUUUCUGUCUAAAUCUUUUCAUUUGGUGUAACCACUCUGCAGUGGAAUGUCUACUUCUCUCUUUUCAUACGGACACUACACUCGUGCACACAGGUAGUGUUACUGUUAGAUGAUGGUAACGUAGGUUACCACCAACCCAAGUCUGAUACACAGAUACGGUCGUUUGUUUUGUAUCUCUGGAUUUCGGAUUUCUUAGCUGCUGACGAUUAUCUCCAUUGUUGAAGAUCUCGAACGGUGGAUUGACAUAGAGUUGAUAAAAGGCAUUUGGGAUUUUGAAAAAAAAAAUUAAUGUAACGUGCUAUACAUUACAUGUGAA